Hibiscus syriacus is the source of this 1809-nucleotide messenger RNA. RefSeq names its product WRKY transcription factor 72A-like. The transcript is spliced from 5 exons. The coding region runs from base 51 to 1736 and encodes 561 amino acids. The record is from RefSeq and is a predicted model, not a curated record. Gene Ontology annotation, biological process: regulation of DNA-templated transcription. Lineage: Eukaryota; Viridiplantae; Streptophyta; Magnoliopsida; Malvales; Malvaceae. Gene Ontology annotation, molecular function: DNA-binding transcription factor activity; sequence-specific DNA binding.
AUGUUCUUACAUUUGAAGGUUGAAAAUUAGAGAAAAGCAUCAGUUGGACAAUGGAGAACAAUUCAGAAAAGUCGGUUCUUGGAGAUGAAGAGAAGACAAUCAAGUCUAGAAGCGCUGGAGAAGAGAAUCAUGAUUUUGUAGUAAUCAACAAGGAAGAAAAUCGAAGGCAUGUGAAGCAAGAAGAUGAUAACAAAAAGGAUGUUUCAACCGCCAUGAAAGAGCAGAACCAUGAAAUUGAAUCAACAAAAGCCAAGAUGGGAGAGGUUAAAGAAGAGAACGAAAGGCUAAAACUGUUACUAUGCCAAAUCGUAAAGGAUUACCAGUCCCUCCAAACGCGUUUCCAUGACGUUCUUCAAAAAGAAGAAGCAAACAAGUCCUUCACCAUGUCAGCUGCAAGCAGCCAUGAAGAAAACGAAGAACACCAGCACCUUAUCUCUCUUAGCCUGGGGCGGGGUGAUCCACCGAAAAAAGAAGAGAAAAAGUGUAGCAACAAAGAAGAUGACGGGAAACAUAAUAAUAAUAAUGGACUAGAGCUUGGUCUGGAAUGCAAAUUCGAGCAAGAUAGUUCAACUGAGCCGGAGAAGAACAAUAACCCAAGCUCUGAAAGUAGCUUAGGGAAACCGGAGGAAGAAGAACCAACUGAGGUAUGGCCACCGAGUAAAAUUCUCAAGACCAUGAGAAGUGGAGAUGAAGAAGAAGUUUCAGAGCCAAUGCAGUUGAAGAAAACUAGGGUUUCUGUCAGAACCAGAUGUGAUACGCCAACGAUGAAUGAUGGAUGUCAAUGGAGAAAAUAUGGGCAGAAAAUAGCAAAAGGGAAUCCAUGUCCUCGAGCAUACUACCGUUGCACGCUUUCACCCACUUGUCCAGUGAGAAAACAGGUACAAAGAUGUGCCGAGGACACGUCCAUCUUAAUCACAACCUAUGAAGGGAACCAUAACCAUCCACUACCUCUAAAUGCGACAGCAAUGGCUUCCACCACUUCAGCAGCAGCUUCCAUGCUACAGUCUCAAUCAUCGAGCUCCCAACCUGGCCUGGGGACCUCAGUUUCUGCACCCUCUGCUUCCAUGUCUUCUUCUUCAGCUAACCACCUCCAUGCUUUGAACUUCAACUUUUCCCAAAACUCAAGCCCAUAUCAUCAAUACAAUUUCCUGAACUCUUCGAUCUCAACUUGCAAUUCUCACCCAACUAUCACCCUUGAUCUUACUACUGCACCACCCAAUAGCUCAUCAUAUUUCAGUAGAUUUUCUAAUGCACCCAGAUAUUCAUCAGCAUGUCUCAACUUUUCCUCCUCGCCUUCUUCUUCUUCUUCUUCUUUAGAACUACUCUCCAACCCACAGGCAUCUUGGAGGAACACUAGCCACUUAACCUUUGGGGGGGCAUUCCCUAACCAUGCAAAUAGUGCCAUUGGGACAUUGGCUUAUCCUGGAAGGCAAUCACCUUACAUGCAAAUGACCAACCAGGGUUUAUCAGAGACAAUAACAGCUGCAAGCAAGGCGAUUACAUCAAAUCCAAGCUUUUGUUCUGCCUUGGCAGCUGCUCUCACUUCCUUUGUUGGAAAUGGAGGUGGUUUACCAAGAGACAAUAUUAAUGGAAAAGAAGGGAAACGGGUUGAGUCAUCGCUUUCUUUGAAUAAUCCUCAUCAGCAACAACAAAAGCAAGGAAGCUUACUGCUAUUCCCGGUAUCCAAGACUGCUUCAGAUCCUCCUGCAGAUAAUAGCAAUGAUCAUAUCAAGUGAUGCUCUAGCUAUUGUAUGUUAAAACAUUUUCACUUCCAGCCCUCAGAUUCCAAUUAAUUACCAUGUUUUUUGC